UCUGGAAAUAUAUCCGAUUCCCGAAACUAUUAUUUGUGUACUACUUCCGCUGAUAAUUUUCGUAUGUGAUAUAUAAAUAUGGACACAUUAAUUUUGUGUAUCACACAACCGUAUAUCAGUCCAGGUAGGUGUCAAUAACUAACCAGCUUCAAAAUGGCCACACCGAAAAGAGAUGCAGCCGCUGAACAAUUAACGCAGCAAUCAAAAAAGCAUCAGGUCGACAAAGACGUGAUAACAGCAAAUUGGGGUACUGCAGUAGCGGGGAAAGACGCUAGUCUAACUGUGGGCUACAAUGGCCCAAUCCUGCUCCAAGACUACACGUUGAUCGACGAAAUAGCCCAUUUCACUAGGGAGCGUAUCCCUGAAAGAGUUGUGCAUGCUAAAGGAGCGGGGGCCUUCGGAUACUUCGAGGUCACUCACGAUAUCAGUCAGUACUCUGCGGCGAAGGUUUUCUCUGAGAUUGGAAAGAAAACGCCCAUCGCAGUUAGAUUCUCCCAAGUAGCUGGCGAAAUGGGCUAUCCUGACACGGUACGUGAUGUUAGAGGCUUCGCUCUGAAGUUUUAUACUGAAGAUGGGAUAUGGGAUUUAGUCGGAAAUAAUUUUCCAGUUUUCUUCGUGAAGGACUCUAUUUUGUUUCCGGACUUUAUUCAUACUGUCAAAAGAAAUCCAAAAACUCAUAUAAGACCCGACUACGACAUGUUCUGGGAUUUCAUCUCACUCAGAGCUGAGUCGACCCACACCAUGUUGAUGAUGUUCUCGGAUCGUGGUAUUCCCAACAGCUACAGACACCAACAUGGAUAUGGAGUGAACACAUUUGCGUUUGUAAAUGCCGCAGGGGAGUUCAACUAUGUCAAGUUCCAUUGGAUGAGCAAUCAAGGCAUUGCUAACCUGGGUUCCGCAGAAGCAGAGCGUGUAGCUGGCAACGAUCCAGAAUACUUGAUUCGCGAUCUCUUCAACAACAUAGAAAACGGCAACUACCCCUCGUGGAGCUUUUACAUACAAAUAAUGACACCUGAGCAAGCCGCCAAAAAUCCUUACGAUCCUUUUGAUGACACGAAGGUGUGGCUACACGCCGACUAUCCUCUUAUUCCUGUAGGAAGGCUUGUGCUAAAUAAGAAUCCCAAGAGCUACUUUGCCGAAGUGGAACAGAUUGCUUUUGAUGUGGCUCACUUGAUACCAGGUAUUGAACCCUCUCCCGAUAGAAUGGUCCAAGGAAGGCUGUUCAACUAUGGAGACACUCAUCGUUAUCGCAUAGGGGUUAACGUCACUCAGUUACCUGUCAAUAGCCCCUUUAAAGUUGCUAACUAUUCAAGAGAUGGUCGCCAUACAAUACAGAGUCAAGGUGGAGCUCCGGUUUACCACCCCAACAGCUUCCGAGGCCCGGAAGACGAUCGUCGCGCACGCGCAUUAGCUCCAGUACUGCCGCUAAACGGCGACGUAAAGAGGAUUGACAGUGGGGGCGAUGACAACUUCACUCAACCUGGAUUGCUCUACAGACGUGUGAUGAACGAAGGCGAGAAACAAAGAUUGGCUGACAACAUCGUUUCUUGGUUGGCGAGAGCCAAUACUGUGAUCCAGGAGAGGACCAUCACCAACAUUCUGAACAAGGUGGAUGAAGAUCUCGGAAGAAGGGUCAGAGAGGGGAUCAAUAAUUCACAACCGCACGCUACUGUCGAUUUGUGAGGUGGAUAGAUUGGAUCAUGGCUUGAGAUGAUUGUUGCUAUUCUAAAUUGGACUGUUAUUGGAAUCGAAUCAAUAUAAUCUUGCAGAAUA
Messenger RNA from Acanthoscelides obtectus, 1773 nucleotides. NCBI's taxonomy places the organism in Eukaryota, Metazoa, Arthropoda, Insecta, Coleoptera, Chrysomelidae. The record is from the annotation of a GenBank genome assembly.